This is a messenger RNA of Musca domestica (house fly), 863 nucleotides long. RefSeq names its product cuticle protein 16.5-like. Bases 83 to 787 code for a protein of 234 amino acids. The transcript has 2 exons. NCBI's taxonomy places the organism in Eukaryota, Metazoa, Arthropoda, Insecta, Diptera, Muscidae. The record is from RefSeq and is a predicted model, not a curated record. Gene Ontology annotation, biological process: positive regulation of transcription by RNA polymerase II. Gene Ontology annotation, molecular function: transcription coactivator activity. Gene Ontology annotation, cellular component: RNA polymerase II transcription regulator complex.
CUGAUUUGUGGUAUAAAAACAUCUUGUUUUGUUAGAUCGCACAUCAAUUGAACUCUUCUGCCAGUAGGAGAUCAGCACGCUUAUGAUGAAACUCUUCAUUGUCUUGUUUGCCUUGGUGGCAGUUGCCAGCGCCGAUGUCAGCCAUUUGCUCAACACUGAAUAUUUACCACCUCAUCAGGGCGCUCAUUCGGCACCUGCUGUAAGCUAUAGUGCACCAGCUGCCACCUAUCAUGUUGCUGCUUCAGCUCCUGUUGUGUCAUACUCUGCUCCAGCUGCCACCUAUCAUGUUGCUGAAUCGGCUCCUGCAGUAUCCUACUCUGCCCCUGCCGCCGUAUCCUACUCCGCCCCCGCUGCUGUAUCAUACAGUGCUCCAGCUGCCACCUAUGAAACUUAUCAAGCUUCCGCUCCCACUGCCACUUUCUCUGCCAGCGAAGGCUACCGUUACAAGACCAACAAGCGCAGCCGUCGUCGUCAUCGUCGUGAUGUCAGCACUGAAUAUUUGCCACCAGUAGCUUCAUACUCUGCACCAGCUGCUUCGUAUGCUGCUCCAGCAGCUGUAUCUUACUCUGCACCAGCCGUUUCUUACUCUGCUCCAGCUGCUGUUUCAUACUCAGCUCCAGCUGCUGUUUCGUACUCUGCUCCAGCAGCUACCUACUCUGCUCCAGCCUAUGAAUCGUAUGAAGUUGCCGGAACUGCUCCAGCUCAUUCUUAUUCGGCUGCCGAAGGCUAUCGUUACAAGACUCAACGUCGUCGCGUUGUUAAGACUUCUCGUCGUCACCGUAACUAAGCAGAAGAAGUUCCGAUAUAUGAUGCAUACCUAAACGAUACUCAAAUAAAUUAAAGAUUAUUUGAUUAAAAAACUA